Messenger RNA from Prunus persica (peach), 3259 nucleotides. RefSeq names its product natterin-like protein. The coding region runs from base 1543 to 2964 and encodes 473 amino acids. NCBI's taxonomy places the organism in Eukaryota, Viridiplantae, Streptophyta, Magnoliopsida, Rosales, Rosaceae. The record is from RefSeq and is a predicted model, not a curated record. The transcript has 2 exons. Gene Ontology annotation, cellular component: extracellular region.
AAAGACCAGUCUUAGAUAACUCACCCGUUGCCACGAAUUCCAUUGUUUUGCCUAUAAAACAUAAACAUAAUUUCAAAAUCAGAUUGUCAUGUUUGUGAAAAUCACCCUGAACCAGCCAGAUUAUCAUUUGGUCAUCGUGUUUGCAAAUAUGAUUUACUUUGGAAACUCUAAAAAAAUUGAGCAGAAUAUAUGUGAAAAAAAUCCUUCCUUGCUUUCCUCAAGUGAACACAUUCAACUUCACUGUUGAUGCCAUUGUCCUUCAAUCUACACCUCUUGCCCUCCGCGUCACCUUCAACCCAAGUCGGAAAUGGAACUGAUAAAACAUCAUACAUCCUUGUACAAGAUUGUAGGGCCGGUAAGCUGUCAAACAAAUCAUAAUGGGGUCUAGCACAAGAAAUCGGAAACAAUCUUGGCGCUUUUACAGUAAAUAAAUUUUCAAGAAGUCAAUAAAAUUUUCAAUGAACAAAUGUCGACGAUCUGACUGACUCUCUAACGUCAUGGCUUACCUAGGCUGCAUUACUUUUCUUUUGAUAUUAUUCAAAUGUUAUCCUAUAGGAACUGUAAAUAUUUCACGAAACUCUUAUAAGAAACUGUUUAAAUUUUAAGCUAAUUUGAAUGCCAAACAACCCCUCUCUCUCUGCUCUCUCUCUCUCUCUCUCCCUCCAUGGGAAGCAGGUUCUUGGCCUUGUCUAGGUGGGUUUUGAUAGUAGCCCUUCUUGUUGGGUUAUCCGGAGAAACAUGUAACGCGGAAGACGACGGUACUAACUGUACCUCUUCCUGCGGCAAUAUCCACAACAUAAGCUAUCCUUUCCGACUAAAACAUUAUCCAAAGCACUGCGGCAACGUAAUGUAUACUCUGUCCUGUGAGAACAACAUUACACUUGUUGUAGACCUACCUCCUUCAGGAAAAUACUAUGUCCAGGCAAUCAACUCCCACAACCAAACAAUCCGACUAGUAGAUCCUGGCCUCCAGAUAAAAUGCCUCAAAAUUUUCCACCUUUUUUAAGAGAUCCAUAUAGUGUUAAUAAUAUGUCAGGUUAUCUACUUUCGACACCUGUAUUUUACAUCAAGUGUUCGAAUCCAGUGAAUUCUUCUCUGUAUGUGGACACUGCUCCAUGCUUGAAUAUAAAUGCUUCUUCUUUGGUCCAACAAAAGACGUACAGUUAUGUGAAGGUUGUGGUUAUGGAAGUGGGGGAUUUGUAUGAGGGUUGCAGUGCAGAGUGGGUGGCUUUGGCGCUCUUCGUACUACUCGGACUACAAUACCUCUUAUGAAUCCAUACACAGUGCCCUCAUGUAUGGCUUUGACCUUGGAGUAUAUUGGCCUGAUGAAAUAUGCCAAGGCCAAUGGAGUACAAAUUAUAAAUGUUAUCCACACACCAUCCCAGUCUAUUUAAAAAGAGUGAAGAAUUCCAACCAACCACACCAUCUUCUUCAUUAUCAUCUUUUUGCUUCAAAAUUGUGAGCUUCUACGCCGGCCUGGGACCUCUCGAACCGCCUAACAGAGAGUAGCUAUACAUUGUUUCUAGAAUUAAUUAAGAGAAAAUGGUGAACACACUGCCAAGGUAUAUGGUGUUGAAAUCAAAGUACAAUGCCAAAUACUUGAGCUACGUAAAGGAAGAUGUGCAGAUUCAUGGGUUUCUCAAGUUCUCCGGUGAAGAGGUCGUGAGUCUGUAUUCAAAGUUCCAUGUGGAGAUGGCAAAGGGCGGGACGGGACUGGUGCACAUAAGAUGCUGCUACAACAAUAAAUACUGGGUCAGGUGCUCGGACAACUACUAUUGGAUUGUUGCUGGAGCGAAUGAACCCGAGGAAGACCAAUCCAAAUGGUUUUGCACCUUGUUCGAGCCCGUCUACAUAGACAAUAACGAUCCUGCUCAAGGGGUCAGAUUUCGACACGUCCAGCUCGGGCACUAUGCAUGCUUAGGGAGAGAGGCCCCGCCAAAAUACUCGUGCUUGUUUGCAGGAUCUGCGGCGCCUAACAGGGAGCUGCGCGACGCCUGCUUAAUCGUUGAUUGGGAAACGCUGUUGGUAUUGCCCAAGCAUGUCUCCUUCAAGGGCGACAAUGGGAAAUACCUGAGCGCCCGCAAGUUUAAGCGCCACCCUUUCUUGCAAUUCUCAUCCACUGACGUUGGAGAAUCAAGUGUGGGGAACGAGGUGUUCUCUAACGGGGAUGGGAGUGUUCGGAUCAAAUCCAAUCUCUUUGGAAAGUUCUGGAGGCGCAGCCCUAAUUGGAUCUGGGCCGACUCCGAUCUUGACGGUAACGAAAGCAACAAGGACAUGUUGUUUUGGCCUAUUAAGCUUGGCAAUGACAACAAGGUUGCUCUCCGCAACUUGGGCAAUGAUAAUUUCUGCUUUAGACUGACCAAGGACGGGUUUGUGUCCUGUCUCAAUGCUGGCGGCCCUAAUAUCGUCGGAGAGGCGUACAUGGAGGUGGGAGAGCUUGUUGUGUCUAGGAGCAUUUACAACGUUAACUUUCGCCUCCUUGACUCCCGGAUCUAUAGCCAAAGUGUUGUCUCCAUGGCCACCGGAGAUGCCGUUAACCGAACUCAAGAAGAAAACAAAAUAAACUUGACGCUCUCGUACAAAGAAAGCAAGAGCCGUACUUGGAAUUCUAGCGUUUCAAUGAAGUUGGGAAUCGAGACCAAAGUUCAAACUGGAGUUCCUUUGAUUGCAGAAGGACAGAUUGAAAUAUCGGCUGAAUUCGCUACAGAAUUCCAGUGGGGGAAAACCAACACCUCCGAAAGUGAAUUAGGGACUGUGCACGAGGUUGUUGUGCCCCCAAUGUCUAGGGUGAAAGUGAGUCUCAUGGCGACUAGGGGCUCAUGCGAUGUUCCAUUCUCCUACACUCAGCGGGAUACGCUUAUUGACGGCACAACUGUUACCCAGGACAUGGACGAUGGCGUUUACACUGGCGUCAAUUCCUACAACUUCAAGUUUGAGACCAAACAAGAAAGCCUGUGUGAUUGAUGUUCUCCACAUGAAUAUCAAGUACACGACCCUCCAGUAAAUAAAGAAAUAAAGAGGUGUCGAUGAAAUAAUGACUAGUGUGCUUUAUUUUUGUUUGAGCAAAGUGUGUUACUCUUUUUCCUUCACCAGAUUUUUCCUUCUUGAAUUUUUUGAAGGUAAGGUUUUAAUGAGGCCACAUUUAUGCAGUGUGUUGAGUUCCAAUAUUUCUUUAAUGUUGUAUUUCGGUUCCUUAUUGAAUGUAAGCUUCUUUCUGAUUUUAAAAAUAAAAAAAUGAAUGACAUUUGAAAAGGUAUCA